AUGUCCGAAGCCCCACACUCACGCUACAAUCUUCGAAAAAGAAACCCCGUCGAUAAUGACGUUUUCGAAGAACUGGAAAAGUUCUUGAGUGAGCAACGCAAUAUUCUCCGGGUAAGAAAGCCACGAACAGGUGGAGGAGCAGGAAAGCCACGAAGAGGCAAAGGAGGAAGAAAGCCACGGAAAGGUAAAGGCAAAGCCUCACAGGGGCCAUCAACGCCAGAAUCGUUUACAACAAAGAUCCACGUCAAAUUUAUCGCAGACAUCCAAGAAGAAUCAGAUCAACAGUCCGAGGAAGCCUCAACAGAAAGUGCCGCCAACGUCUCCGAUUGGUAUCGCUCCUCCCAUAGCGAGGCGGAUCUCAAACCUGGGGAGUCUCACUCUAACAGACAUUUCUAUUACCAGCGGACCGGAACUCCCAGGUCCGAUUGCUUGUUCGCUGCCAAUGUUGAGGUAGUAAACAAGGUGCCGGUGGAUAUCAUCGUUGACCCCAAAUACAUGCCGUCAGAUGAUGAUACAGAAUUCCAGAGACUAGUGGACCUAUGGCAAGAUCCUGCAGUCGAAGAUAAGGUUGAAUUAUCGGACUGGUCUGAGUUAGAAAAACUAGUAGAUCCGAAGAAAGCCAGGUUCGCGCCCCUUUUCAGGGACGUUCAUGAUGACAGAUAUCGUAAGAAAACAGAACCAGAUAUCCUAUUUGAUUAUAUCGCCUCGCUAUUUGAGCAAUUACCAAGUCAAGGAGAGAUUGAUUUUCGUCAGAAUUGCUACUUCCCGCUCGCGCGAGAGGACCUGGGAACGCACCAGGGUCUAUAUUUCAGUUACUACAUUGGAAAAGGAACCUUCAAUGUUCCUGGUGGUCAAGCGAUUGGCGUUCCUCUCGCCGUUUGCACUUGCAAACCGAAGCUCGGACGAGCUGGCAUCGCCCGGUCUGAGAUCCCGGGACUUCUGUUUCAAGCCAACAUGGCCUUCGAAUUCGAAAGUAAUCACGAGCAAUAUCCUGCAUAUGUCAUCAGCGUGCGAGGCUGGAAGAUCCGCUUCGUCAAAGGUAUUAUGACCCGGCAGGAAGUUGCCCGUCUCCAAGAUAAGAAGCUAUCAGGGAGGAUCAAGGUGCAGCGAACUGGGGCGUACGAUCUCUAUUACCGCAACGAGCGCAAGGAGUUUAUCCGAGUUAUGCUAGGCUUGUUGCGGUCAUUCAAAGAUCGACGCGAAGCAGACUUUUCUACCGAACUGCUCUGA
This is a messenger RNA of Aspergillus niger, 1230 nucleotides long. RefSeq lists its product as hypothetical. The coding region runs from base 1 to 1230 and encodes 409 amino acids. The transcript has 4 exons. The record is from RefSeq and is a predicted model, not a curated record. Lineage: Eukaryota; Fungi; Ascomycota; Eurotiomycetes; Eurotiales; Aspergillaceae.